UUGCGCCGCUUUGGGUCUGCAUCGUUUCGUUAGUCGGUGCGGUUAAUCUGACAAAUGAGAGUAAUCAAUUGCUCAAUUUUCAGGAGAUACCUGGGCUGGAUCCUCCUUGUCCGGCGCGCAUGCGAAUGAGAAGGCUUCCCGGUGGGAGAUUUGAAGUUUCUUUAAAAUAUGAUCAUCAACAUGGAAGAGUAAUUUACUUCUUUGUUCAUGCACUUAGUGAAUUUAAAAUUAUUCGCAUUGAUCUAAAACAUUUAAUCCAAGUAAUCCGAGUCUUGAUGAAGAUGAUGAUUUGGAUGAUGAUAAUCCAGGCCAAAAUAGACGUAAUGUUUUUGGAAGAGCGAGAGGAGGACGAAGAGGAUUGGGUGGACGUGGAGGGAGGCCAACUAGGCGUCUGA
Meloidogyne enterolobii is the source of this 395-nucleotide messenger RNA. The record is from the annotation of a GenBank genome assembly. Lineage: Eukaryota; Metazoa; Nematoda; Chromadorea; Rhabditida; Meloidogynidae.